Messenger RNA from Coccinella septempunctata (seven-spotted ladybird), 2682 nucleotides. It is a transcript of the gene CCDC151, whose product is annotated as centrosomal protein of 55 kDa. The transcript is spliced from 8 exons. Lineage: Eukaryota; Metazoa; Arthropoda; Insecta; Coleoptera; Coccinellidae. Bases 149 to 1786 code for a protein of 545 amino acids. The record is from RefSeq and is a predicted model, not a curated record. Gene Ontology annotation, biological process: outer dynein arm assembly; cilium movement. Gene Ontology annotation, cellular component: cilium.
AUGAUUCCAGAACGAAUAAACGUUAGUAGUUCCCAAAAUAUCCGCCACCCUCCUACACAUACCUCCAAGGAAACAACAUUGUUUGAUCGAUACCAAUCGGCCUCAAAACACUGUCUUCUGGAUAUUCAAUCAGAAAAUCAUUGACAAAAUGACGCCCAAACUGAUUUCGGAGAAUUCAACUGAUCCGAACAUUUCCUCAAUAAACAAACAGAUCUUGGAGAUGAAAAAGAAAAUUCAAUUGUCAGAGGGCCAGAGGAGGGCCCUCUUCGAAGAUUGCGAGGCCGAAAAAAAAUCGAACGCGGAAGAGAUAUCCAAGCUGAAGAAGGAAAAUUCUGAUCUCCUCACAUCGCUGUACGAACACUCCAAUUCCACGGCUAAACUGGAGGUCCAGAGGAGGAAAAUCGAGCAUUUGAUAGGGCCGCUAGAAGGAAAGGAAGGUAGCGAGGUGCGAGAACUGCUGGACCUGCAACUCAUCGACAAGUCGAAGCAGCUAGAUCUGCUGAGGUAUCAUAUGAAAAAGAGACGAGAACGUCUGGCCCAACUGGGACAGAAAUUCCAAAUCCUGAUGUCGGAACAGGCGAAAAAAGACACCAUGCUCAAGGUCGACCUCCCCAUGAAAAAGGCCUCCUGCGAAAUCCAGAACAACAUCCACGCGGUCGAGGUGCAGCUCAGGGAGGCGGAGCACAUCAAGAAUCGCUACCAGGUGAUCAAGGACACUCUUUCUGCUGAUGCGGCCAAAUUCGAGAGCAAGAUCAAGAAGAUCGAGGAGGAUCUGGCGGAGCAGAAAAACGAAACCGAUAGGUUGCAGAAGAUUCUAAAGGAGGCAGUUACCUUGAAGAACAACGCAAGGAGGAUUCUGCUCCAAGAAGAAAGGGACAGCUUUAAAAUCGCUAAACAGAGGGAAAAGCAGCUAGAGGAAGGUAGACUCUUGGUAUCGGCGAGAAGGACGGAACUGGAGAGUUUGGAGAAGAAAAUCUACCAGACGGGCAAGUUGACAGCCAGACCUGAACCGGAGGGUGCGGAGGAAGCGACCAAUCUGAACGACGAAGACAGGUCGGACUCUAUGCUGUGUCCGCUCGAAGUUCUUGAGAAGACUUUUGAAAAACUGAAGGCUGCUACGGGAGCACCGACUGCUGAGAAGACCCUGGAGAAGUUCAGCAACCAGAGAGACACUUUGAAGAGGUUGGAAACGUUGAAGGCGAAAGCGGAGACAGAGAAAGAAAAACUGGAGAAGAAGGUAGAACGGAGAACUGCCGAGCUGGAAUAUCUCAAAUACGCGCAAGUCAAGGAGGCGGACAGGAAUUCCGAUGAGGUGGAAAGAAAGAACAAUCUACUCUCGCAACUCCAGGAAAAAGCCAAGCAAUGCAGGGAAUCCAGGGAACAAGCAGACUCGAUAACCAAAGUCGCUACGACCAGUCUUCACAAGAUCCACAUGAACCUUUGUCGGACCGCAACGGUGCCCAAGGACCCCCUAGCGAUCCUCGACCACGUCAAAAAGGAAGCGAAAAGGCUCAUCGACAGUUACAGGAAGCACACAGAGGCCGAACGUCUUAGUACCAAGGAGGAAAACGUCUACCAAGACGAAAAAUGGCUGCCUUCCCCCUACAUCCGGUUGACGUCCAAGACUCCAGUCUCACAGCAAGGCUCCCCCUCUGUGCCCCCUUUGGGGUCGGACGAGGAGGAGGAGGUACCGUCCAGAGGCCACUUGAAACGACAAGCCCAAAUAGUCGUGGACGCUAAGAUGAGGAGAAAAAACAUAAAGAUGCAACUUCCCAGGAGGAUUUGAGUCUUCGGGUGCUAGAAAGUAGAAAUUUUUCGACAAAUUCUUUAUUCAAAUUAACAGUUGAUUAAAAUACACUGAAAACUGAUUUGGUCAGUUUUAUGUUCGUAGUUGAAAUGAUGAGUUUAUAUACAAAAUCUACAUGAACGUUAAUUUUUACAAUAAUCAGUUAAAUAAUAAUAAAAGUAACUAUAAAAAGAUGUAAGUAUCUACACCCAAUAUUCAGUCUCAUCGAGCUAAAAAAAUUAAUUAGUUUAAAUUAAAAGCUGUACGACUCAAACGUUUUGAUGCGGAAAUAAUGAACAGUUUGAGUUACUCACAAAUUUUCAUGAUUUUUAACGACAUUUAUAAAUAAAUCCAAUUACACCUCAACUCUGAAUUUGAUUGAAACAGCUCACCAACUCGAAAUCGUCCCUUUUAAAAGACUCACAAAUUUUAGAUUUCGGUGACAUCUGACUGAAGUAUCAGAACUACAAAUACUGUAUUUUAUUUACAAAUAAUGCUCUAAUUUCAUACUGGAAUCAAAUCUUAUUUUCUGUUGUAUAAAAAUAUUUCGAUUAUAUUUGGUUUCUCAUUCCUUGGAAUAAAUUAAGUUAAAACGUACAAAGCAUCAUCGAAUAUUAGUAUAUUUCAGUCGAGUUUCGCACUCAAACAAAAGAUGAACAAGUGCCCCGUUUCAAAAGCCUACUUAAAUUAAAUAAAACAGCCAUAGUCGUAUACGAAAUUAAAUUUUUUGUACGGUGAUACAAGAUUAAAUUUUAUUCCAAAGAAGAAUUUGAGGUAUAGCCCAAUUUUUACAUUGUUUACGGGAGGCAAUGAAACAAUCAUUCCAUGAUCCACAUAUUUGUUUCCGAUUGGUUGAUACAUAUGAAGUCUACGUAAAAUCAUCGUUCAAUUUAAAU